UCAGUCAGGGGGGACAUCUAAGUGGUGAGGAGCGAAACCGUCACUUGGUUGUGCGUCUGUCACCAUGGUAGACACGCGUACAGGAACGAGCACCUCCCCUUAUACAGCAGAGCAGGAUGCGAAGGCCGCCGCCAUCCUGAAAGAGAGAAGAGAGGAGGCCAAGAAGAAGACCUUGAUAGAAGAACAGGCAGCGAAGUUGAAGAAGAUUGAGGACAAGAUGGCCAGAGGAAAAGAAAAGUUAAAGAAAGAAAAAGAAGAGAAGCUCAAGGCAGUAGAAGAGGAGGAAGAACUGCCACUGGAAAGGCGAAGGACAGGAGGAAGAGGAGAAUCCAACGGAACAAAGGAAGAUCAGAUGGAGAAGAAGAUUACGAAGUGGGUUGCUGGUUUAUCCCUGGGAGAAGAAGAGGAGGCACGAAUGUAUGUGCCCAGGGAAAAACAAGAGGCGGCCAUGAGAGAGUGGGAUGCAGAAGAAGACCCAUUCAAGCGGCAGGCUAUAGAAGAUGAGAAGAGGAUGGAGUGGAAGUUUGAACUGACGAGGGAGAAGAAAAGGAGAAUGGAGGCGGCGAGCUAAGCGGCGAAAGAAUUGGAGGAGGUUAAGAAGCAAGGAGCGCAGAUGGCGACGCAGGUAGACCUAC
Messenger RNA from Chara braunii, 635 nucleotides. The record is from the annotation of a GenBank genome assembly. NCBI's taxonomy places the organism in Eukaryota, Viridiplantae, Streptophyta, Charophyceae, Charales, Characeae.